GGCCCCGGCUCGUCCCGCGGCGGCCCCGCUGUUGUGUAACGUGAGCCUGGACAGCCCCGCCGAGGAGCGGUGGCUGCCGGUGCUGCGGCACUUCGAUCCCGCUUUCCUGCGAGCCGCCGUCGCACGGGUCAUCGAUGAAAGCGUACCAAAAUGGGUCCAUGAAGUUAUUCGGCUGAUAGCAGCAGAAUUGGAGUUCUUUAUGCCGCAGCCCUUUGUGGGGGAAAUUCUGGGAAUGUGCAAAGCACUGGGAAUAAGUCUUGGGGAUGGUGUCCUGCUUAAUUUCGCCUAUGAAUCUACUGCGUUCUGUACUAGUAUUGUCGCUCAGGAUGACAAGGGAAACAUCUACCACGGUCGGAACUUGGAUUACGAUUUUGUGGAUAUAUUAAGCAAGAUUACAAUUGAUGUACGGUUUAUAAAAAGUGGGCAGAUAGCAUAUCAAGGCACCACGUUUCUUGGUUAUGUAGGCUUAUGGACUGGACAAAGUCCACACAAGUUCACAAUCUCCGGUGAUGAACGAGCGGGUGGUAGAUGGUGGGAAAAUGCAAUAGCAGCUUUUCUGAAUCGGAAUUACCCUGUCAGCUGGCUUGUCAGAGACACCCUGAGCAGAGCAGAGGACUUUCAGUCAGCUGUUCUCAGACUAGCUGGCAUCCCCAUCAUUGCUGAAGUUUACUAUAUUGUAGGAGGUGUAUCACCCAAAGAAGGCAUGGUCAUAACGAGGAAUAGAAGAGGGCCAGCAGAUCUCUGGCCUCUCGAUCCUUUAAGUGGAGCGUGGUUUCGUGUGGAGACAAACUAUGACCAUUGGACUACCCCUCCUCCUUUUGACGAUCGAAGAACUGCAGCCAUCAAAGCUCUCAAUGCUACCGGACAGCAGAACAUCAAUUUUGAUACGCUCUUUAAGGUGUUGUCAGUGAAGCCAGUCUUAAACAAUAACACAGUGUAUACCACAGUAAUGAGCGCUGCACUUCCAGAUAAGUACCAGACAUGGAUCAGAACUGUGGAGUGAAGCAGUAGUGAAUGAGUGAAAAGCUGAAGCUUUCCAAGACCGGCACAUGCUUUUAAAAUCAGUCUCACAAGCAGUAGAGUUGUUUUGGCUUAUUAAUUAUGUGAACCACUCAGGAAAUAAUAACAACUUGUUUAUUCUUUGAAAUGUUGCAGAUGCUACUGUUAAUGAACUGUAAUGGAAGUUUGAUUUUUAUUGUAAUUAUGUUGAUGUUCUAGCAGAUGUUGAUGGCUAAAAAUUGCUUUUACUGUUUUUGGAAAGAGCUGUGCAAUUUGAAUGUACUUAUGUGCUGACUAAUAAAUAAGAAUUUCAUAUAUUUUGCAUGACCUGUAGAUCUGACUUAAGUAAAUAAAAAUAUGCAGCUGAUGGCUUGAUUUAUGAAGACCUGUGGUGUUAUUCCUAAUGUCAUCAUGCUUUUCCCUGAUCUGUGAGGGUCUUGUGAUCAUGAGCAGGGUCAGAUGCAGCAGUUAGCUGCGUGCAUAGCUGUACACUACGGUGAUUUUAUUCAUCAAAAAUCAGGAGGUGUGAUAAUACAGACUUUUCCCCCAACAGAUGGGAGAAGCUUGUGAUGGGAUAGCAGUGAGGUUAGAAAGGGGAUGGUUUUCCUUUUCUAUAUUUUAAAGUUGUCUUCAAUAGAAAGUUUACAACUAAUUUCUAUAGCGCUGAGGAGUGGGGUUUUUUGUUUGUCGGGUUGUGCUGUGACCGCAUGUUGAAUUCAGGCACUUCCUGGGAGCACCCCAGAAAUACUGAAGGGUUUAACAAGUAGAGACCAGUGGAUACCUUCACGUAAAGCUUAGAAGUCCCAUUCUCCACUGGACAAACUUCCUGCUAAUGCCAGUGAGAAUUUUACCUGAGAGAAGAAGGUGUGAUCAGAGUGUUAGGUCAGAGCACCACUUCCACAUACGUGCAAUGUCACCUCCAGUAUUUGUGCACCAGUUAUGCAAACCAUUCCUGAGAGAGCUUUCUGGAGAUGUGGGCCCUUUAUCUCCUUGUGCUGAGUCUGGCUAAGUGUUAAUAACCUACUUACCUGCAUCCUCUACUACUGCCUGGAUAAAUGUGCUGCAAGCUUUGCCUUGACCCAGUUUGUACAAUGAUGUUAGCAGUCAUAUGCCGGAAUGAUAAAUUUGAAAACCAGAGUGUUCCGGGAGGAAGAUUUAAAUAACAGCAAUCAC
Haliaeetus leucocephalus (bald eagle) is the source of this 2172-nucleotide messenger RNA. It is a transcript of the gene NAAA, whose product is annotated as N-acylethanolamine acid amidase. Lineage: Eukaryota; Metazoa; Chordata; Aves; Accipitriformes; Accipitridae. The coding region runs from base 200 to 1003 and encodes 267 amino acids. The record is from RefSeq and is a predicted model, not a curated record. Gene Ontology annotation, molecular function: hydrolase activity, acting on carbon-nitrogen (but not peptide) bonds. The transcript is spliced from 11 exons.